UAAAGGGAGCAGACGAGCCAUCCAGCAUAGCACUUUCACUUUGAGUGCAGCCUGUGCCUGAGUGAGGAUACACAGAGUGGCCAGGGGGAGAGAUAGAGAGGAGGAGGCCAGUGUCUCUCCCGCUUUAUCCAUUAACCAGUUUUCGAGGAGGGUGAGAGUGAUUCAAAUUAGGCUGUUCAGGAAGAUUCUAGGUCAGUAGUGAAAGGGAGAAAGGGAAAAGGAAAGAGAUUAUAGUAAAAAAAAAAAAAGAGAGAAAGAAAGGAAAAACAAACAAAAGCUUUAAUAGGAAAAGGCUGCAGUCACCCAGGCUUAAGUGGGAAAAUCCAAAGUGAGAGAGGAGGAUGGCGUGAGAGGACAAAUGAGGCAUUUUUUGGAAAGUACCAAAGGAACUCAAAGGGAAGGAAUGCAUAAGGGAUGUCAACAAGAAGCCUAAACAUCAAGCUGUGAAGGAGAAGACACAGCAGCGCACUCUGUGUCAAAGACCUCAAGAAAACCACAGAGGAGGAAACUUUGCCUUUCACAGACUGACACUGAAACCCGUCUGCAGCGUGAUUGCCGUCAACAAGAGAAAUGGAGAAGUGUCCGUUCUUAGAAAGAUAAAAGGAUGUCACUGCCAGUUUUGCUGUUGCUAUCACUCUUGACUGUCCAAUGUGGUGGAUGUUACUUUGACUUGGAAGGUGUGAGAAACAUUAAAACGACUAUCGACUCUAAUCCGACUGGAUUUCGGACAGUAUUCCCAAAAGAUUACUAUGUAGUGCACCACUACAGGAGAAACAUGCUUUGUAACACUGAACCGUGCUGCAUAUUCCCUGCUGCAGUCGUCCUCCAGGACUCCUGGCAUGUGCUCCUCAGAAACCUCUGGGAUGAGCACUUAAACCACUCCUUGAUUCUCGACCUGAAGCAGACACUGGAUAAAAUCAUAAGGAGGAACAAAAACACAGCGAUGUUCCAGGAGGAGACGGACCUGAGCAAUUACUCCACAUUAUCUUCCUCUCCUGAAGAACUCCUCAAGCUAACAUCAGAAUUUUUCACUCAGUGGCUCAAGGUUGGAUGCUUGCCUUCAAUCGAAACGUGCACCCUGCCCACUUUGCCCCCCUCGAUUAAGAGGCGGGACUAUGGUCCGUCGAGGGCCAGACUCUUGACCACCCGAGCUGUCAGCGGUGACGAGGAGGGACAGCCUGACAAGAUGAUAGACAUUACACAGCUGCCGUCCAGUGGUGGUCCUCUAUCCUUAUCUUAUUCUGCCUCCAUCUGGAGCCCCUUGCUACUCAGACUCUACUGGUGGUUGCUGCCAUAGUCGCUAAAGAGGAUCUGUUUGGUGAUGCACACAAAAUGCAAGACGUUUCCUGGCACUGAAUGAUUGUUUCUUCUGUUUGUGUCUGUGUUAAAUGCAGUAAGCUUUGUUAAUAUGAAGUGACAUGCAGAGGUUGCAUUUAAUGUCCAAAGUUAGUGUGAAUAGCUAUGUUCACUGUCCAACAGUGCUCUGUAACAACUGAUAUCACAGAUAUAAACCUAUAGCCAUCCUCUGUAGAGCAAGCCACAAACUCCAGCUAGCUAUGCUCUCUAUGCUAACAAAAGAUAAAUGCUGAGCAAACCAAUGCACAUAAGCCCCGUCUAUUGAUGUGGAAUUCAUCACUGUUUACAUGAAUAUUAUGUAAAUGUAAGAUAUUCUAGUCUAUGGGUGUUUACUUUUGUACAUAAAUGUAAAUUAAAGACAUUUAGAUAUAUGUAUUGCUAGUUUUUGGUUUAACUUACCAGAAUAUAAUAUCACAAUGGUUGUAAGCUACUUACUGUGUAUACUUAUUGUGGUGUUUCCUGUUUGCCAGCAGUGAUUAAAAGUAACUAGGUCCAUUUACUCAAGUAUUGUACUUAAGGACAUUUUUAAAGUACUUGUACUUUACUUGAGUAUUUCUAAUUUAUGUCACUUUAUACUUCUUCUCAGCUGUUCAGAGGGAAAUAUUGUUCUUUUUACUUCAUUACAUUUAUCUGUCAGCUACUGGUUACUUUACAUGUUCAGAUUUUACCUGUAAAACAUGUGAUCAAUUUAUAAAAUAUGAGUCAUUGGUAUAAAUCAAACUAACAGUUCAUCGAUUCAUUAAAUCAGCUCCACUUUA
Molecule: messenger RNA, 2114 nt
Organism: Lates calcarifer (barramundi perch)
Lineage: Eukaryota; Metazoa; Chordata; Actinopteri; Centropomidae
Exons: 5
Coding region: 605-1297 (230 amino acids)
Source: RefSeq, a predicted model, not a curated record